This is a messenger RNA of Penicillium brevicompactum, 645 nucleotides long. Its product is annotated as cutinase family protein. NCBI's taxonomy places the organism in Eukaryota, Fungi, Ascomycota, Eurotiomycetes, Eurotiales, Aspergillaceae. Gene Ontology annotation, biological process: carbohydrate catabolic process. The record is from RefSeq and is a predicted model, not a curated record. Gene Ontology annotation, cellular component: extracellular region. Gene Ontology annotation, molecular function: cutinase activity. The transcript has 4 exons. The coding region runs from base 1 to 645 and encodes 214 amino acids.
AUGAAGUUCUCCCUUGGUGCCGUUUUGGCUCUGGCAGCCACCGCCAUCGCUGGCCCUAUGGACAUCGAAGCUCGUGCCCUUAGUGAAGGAAACGAGCUCCGUGACGGAUCCUGCAAAGACAUCACGUUUAUCUUCGCCCGUGCCAGUACUGAGCCCGGCCUUCUGGGUAUUUCCGUCGGCCCUGCCAUCUGUAAUGCACUGAAGAGGGCUAAGCCCGGUAAGGUCGCUUGCCAGGGUGUUGGACCCAAGUAUACCGCAGAUCUACCAUCCAACGCUCUCCCUGGUAACACCUCUCCCGCUGCCAUUGCCGAGUCCAAGGGUCUGUUCGAGCAGGCUGCCUCCAAGUGCCCCGACACUCAAAUCCUUGCUGGUGGAUACAGUCAGGGCACUGCUGUUAUGGACGACUCGAUCAAGAAGCUCUCCUCCGAUGUCCAGGCUAAGAUCAAGGGUGUUGUGCUCUUCGGUUACACCCGUAACGCCCAGGAGCGCGGCCAGAUCCAGGGCUUCGACAAGUCCAAGACUAAGAUCUACUGUGCCGUUGGAGAUAUGGUCUGCGAUGGUACUCUGAUCAUCACUGCUGCCCACUUCACCUACGUUGCGAACGCUGGCGCCGCUACCAAGUGGCUGGAGUCUAAGUUGGAUUAA